Anopheles nili is the source of this 1107-nucleotide messenger RNA. RefSeq names its product testis-specific serine/threonine-protein kinase 3-like. Lineage: Eukaryota; Metazoa; Arthropoda; Insecta; Diptera; Culicidae. Gene Ontology annotation, biological process: intracellular signal transduction; protein phosphorylation; microtubule cytoskeleton organization. Gene Ontology annotation, cellular component: cytoplasm. Gene Ontology annotation, molecular function: protein serine/threonine kinase activity; ATP binding; tau-protein kinase activity. Bases 1 to 1107 code for a protein of 368 amino acids. The record is from RefSeq and is a predicted model, not a curated record. The transcript is spliced from 2 exons.
AUGCCUACUAAAAGAGAGCAACCAAUACCAGCACCAAUCGAAGCAUUGGGAUACCAAUGGAUUAAAAGAAUAAGUGAAGGUGCGUUUUCAAAGGUGCAUUUAACAGAAUAUCACAACCGAGCGCCGAACUUAACCGAAACGUUGGCUUGUAAAUUGAUUGAUACAAAAAAAUGCAGUGAAAAAUUUCGCAAACGUUUUCUUCCUCGAGAGUUAACGGUGCUCCUACAUGUGCGCCACCCUUACAUCAUUCGCGUACACGCAAUCAUGAAAUGCCGCAGUAAAAUAUGCAUCUUCAUGCGCUACGCCGAAAUGGGCGACAUGCUGUCUUUCGUGAUUGAUCACGGCCCACUAGGAGAACCGCAAUCUAGAAUCUGGUUUCGGCAACUUGCAUUGGCUGUACAGUAUCUUCAUGAAUCGGGUAUCGCACAUCGGGAUUUAAAAUGUGAGAAUAUUUUGCUGUCAGCAAAUUUCAACGUGAAGCUUAGCGAUUUCGGGUUUGCUCGAUAUAUUCACGAAAAUAAUCAACAGGUUCAACUGAGUACGACUUUUUGCGGCUCAUUUGAUUAUUCUGCGCCAGAAUUGCUAAAAGGGAAACCAUACAAUCCAAAGGCGUCAGAUGUCUGGGCACUGGGUGUAGUUUUGUACAUGCAACUCAACAAAUCAGUGCCGUUCAAAGGGAAAACUCGUCAGGUGUAUGAUCAACAAAUGGCACGUGCGUGGAAGUUUCGUUCACGUGUGAAUGAUAUCCUGUCGCCGGAUGUGAAAACACUUGUGCGAAGCCUACUCGAACCGAACCCUUUAAUUCGAUGGACUAUUGAGGAAGUCUUGGUGUGUGAUUGGCUAAUUCAAGAUCGUCGUUUGCGAUCGCUGAAUGCAGAAGAAUUUUCAGCACUCGCAAAAGCAAAAGUUUUCAAUCCUUCAUUUGCAGAUUUCGAACGCAUAAAAACAGAAUUAAGACGGACAGAACAUACAGAUCAAUCGGUGAUAGUUAUCAAAGAUUCGAUGAUGGAUGGUAAAAAUCAUUACGACUCAUUAGGCUCUACUCGAACUUCGCUUAUAGGUGAACCUGCAUAUACAAAUACAACUGUUCAUAGUCCUGAAUUUUAA